AUGACAGUUAAAAACGACGAAAUGAGAUUUCCAUUAAUUUUCACGUGUACGGUGCACACAACUCGACACACAACUCCUCGUCGCACACUCUCCAUUACCUCCAACCACAUCCUGACAAGCGUCUCCACAAACAGUCAUUCAAUCGCCACACCCGCCGCGUCGCUGCGGCGUACACGUUCUGCCGAAAACUUACAGCACGUACCCUACAUUUUUCUACGCACUUCGUCCCCGCUCGGAAUUGCCUCCGCCGCCCCGCGCCGCUGCACACAUAACCCAGCUGCUGCCACCGCUAGCUUCAACGCUUCCUCAAACUUGAUACCGCUCGCCACCCCCGCCGCCAAGUAUCCCGUGAGCGUAUCCCCCGCCCCAGUCGUAUCUACAACCCUGUCCACCUUGCUCGCCGCCACGCUUCUCACUUGGCCCUCCGCGUCCACAUACUUGACCCCUUUCUCCCCCAGCGUCACCACUACAAGGCCCUGUUUUGCGCACCUUUUCUUAAACUCCUUGAGCCGCUCCUCCAUAUCCCCCUCCCCUUCCAUUCCAUUCCCACUCAAUAGCCAAAACUCAGUCUCGUUCAUAACAGCCACGUCCACUAGACGCCACGCCUCAUCUCCCCGCGAAAACGCGCUCCCUGCGGCCGGCACAGGGCUCGGAUUCAGCACUACCGUUGCCCCGACUUGCUUCGCCUCCGCAGCAACUGCCCUCGUCACCUCUCCAUCGAUCUCCAGCUGUAGCACGACCACCGCGCCACGCAUUGCUUCUCUCAACCGUUCAUCCCCACGGUACACCCCGUUGGCUCCAGCGACCACCACGAUGCUGUUGCCGCCUUUCUCGUCAACGAUUACGUAUGCUGUGCCCGUAUUCUCCUUGUCUUGUCUCUGCACCAGCUUCGUGUCCACACCCAGCGAUUCAAGCCUUGCUAAAAGUGGCUCUCCGUCUUUUCCUAUGGCACCAGCUAGCUGGCAUCCCGACAUGCCGCUCAGCGCAGUUGCUACCGCCACAUUCGCCCCUUUGCCCCCCAGGGUCGGCCCGCUUCGCGUCGCCAGUACUGUUUCUCCUGGCGCUGGAUACGUACGCGUCGACAGAGUGAUGUCUCCAUUGAUUGACGAGACAACAAGCACACGGGUAGUGCAACGCUUCUCCAUCGCGACUUGCAAAGCGAAGAAGCGACACACUUCUUUCUCUCUUCGGGGAUGCGCGCGACCAUGA
This is a messenger RNA of Chondrus crispus (carragheen), 1209 nucleotides long. RefSeq lists its product as hypothetical. The transcript has 3 exons. Lineage: Eukaryota; Rhodophyta; Florideophyceae; Gigartinales; Gigartinaceae. The record is from RefSeq and is a predicted model, not a curated record. The coding region runs from base 1 to 1209 and encodes 402 amino acids.